Rattus norvegicus (Norway rat) is the source of this 1898-nucleotide messenger RNA. The record is from RefSeq and is a predicted model, not a curated record. NCBI's taxonomy places the organism in Eukaryota, Metazoa, Chordata, Mammalia, Rodentia, Muridae.
UAAGUCACAAUUGGCUUUGUGCUGGAGAACAUGUAUCAUUUGGUGUACUCAGGCACGGAGGAGAUCAAGAGUCUCUUGUGACAAGCACACAGCUCCGGCUCACCCAGCUGUGACGGAAGAGGACUCCUGUAAUCCCAGACUAGAAGUGUUGCCUUGUCCUGAUGUCUGUCCAUGAGAAAAUUUCCACAGCAGAUUUGAUGGAGAACCUCAGGGAAGAGCUCACCUGUUUCAUCUGCUUAGAUUAUUUUAGCAGUCCAGUGACCACCGAGUGUGGGCACAGCUUUUGUCUGACGUGCCUCCUGAAGAGCUGGGAGGAGCACAACACACCUUUGUCUUGUCCCGAGUGCUGGAGGACUUUGGGAGCCCCUCAUUUCCAAGCUAAUGAGCGCCUGGGACGACUGGCUAACAUUGGAAGACAGCUCAGAUGCCAGGUGCUGCAGAGCGAGGACGAGCAGAGCAACAGUGGGAGAACACCGGGGCCCAGUAGGGUGUUCUCUGACGAUGAGCAGAGUGUCAUUAAUUUCUCACCUCCAAAUCACGGCAUGAACAGGGCAUAUUUCUCAAGUGAGGCUGAGGAGCAGCACAAAGAAAAACUCCAGGACAUCGUAAAUAUUUUACGGAAAAGGAAGAAGGAAGCUCAAGCCAUUCUGAACCAUGAGAAGGAGCGUGUAAUGCUGUGUAAGCAGGAGGAGACAAAGACCUGUAAGCAGGUCGUCGUGUCUGAGUACAUGAAGAUGCACCAGUUCCUGAAGGAAGAGGAGCAGCUCCAGCUCCAGCUUCUGGAGAAGGAGGAAAAGGAGAACGUGAAGAAGCUGAGGGAAAACGAGAUCCAUCUGACCCAGCAAGUCCGCCGCAUCAACAAAAUGAUUGGUCGGAUCGAGUCCAUCUGUCAGAACUUGACUUUAGAGUCUUUUGAGGAAGUCAGAGGAGCCAUGGAUCGGUAUGAGUCCCUGUUGUUUCAGUGUCCAGAGACAACCAUCACGGAACUGAGUCUGUGUCGCAUCACCGGGAUGAGGGAGAUGCUGAGAAAAUUCAGCAAUAUAACUCUAGAUCCAGCCACAGCCAACGCUUACCUACUUUUGUCCGAUGAUCUCAAAAGUGUGCGAUACGGAGGGACCAAACAGCAAUUACCUGACAACCCCGAGCGAUUUGAUCAGUCUGCAACUGUGUUGGGAGCCCAGAUCUUCACCUGUGGGAGACACUACUGGGAGGUGGAAGUGGGAAAGAAGACGGAGUGGGAAGUGGGUAUCUGCAAGGACUCUGUGAACAGAAAGGGGAAUCUCCCCAAACCUCCUGGGGACCUCUUCUCACUCAUAGGCUUAAAAAUUGGUGACGAUUAUAGUCUCUGGGUUUCAUCACCCCUGAAAGGUCAACAUGUCCGAGAGCCAGUGCAUAAAGUUGGUGUGUUCUUGGACUAUGACUCUGGACACAUAGCAUUCUACAAUGUGACAGAUGAGUCCCUCAUCUACAGCUUCCCUCCGUCCUCUUUCCAUGAAGCUCUCAGACCUAUCUUUUCUCCUUGUCUUCCAAAUGAGGGAACAAAUACAGACCCUCUUAUCAUCUGCCACAUCUGACAGAACAUCCCCUGAACCUUCCUUCAGUGAAGACAAGGUCAAGGAGACACUAAAGUGGUUACUGCAUUCAAAGACAUCAUACCUCAGAUUACCUGGAAAAAAUAUCCUCCCUCCCCAAAGACUUUCCACAAACCUAGUUCUGCAAUGAAGAGCCAAUUAAAAAUCUAUUCAACACCAAGACUAGAAAGAUGGCACCCUGCUUUUAAUCCAGUUAUCUGAGCGGCACUGUGUGUGCUGGCCACUCAACAUACAGACAGCACUGUUAGUAUCCUGUUUUACCUCUCUGUCAUAGGAAAGCUAUCUAAAUAUAUGGCAUUUUUUUCA